This is a messenger RNA of Fraxinus pennsylvanica, 2148 nucleotides long. The record is from the annotation of a GenBank genome assembly. NCBI's taxonomy places the organism in Eukaryota, Viridiplantae, Streptophyta, Magnoliopsida, Lamiales, Oleaceae.
AUGCCGAGCCCUCCGAUUUCGCGUUCCAAUUCUGCUCCUGAUGUCUCUACACGUUCACACUCAUUGUUGCACUCCGGUGUGCACAAGCCCGUGCUCUCGGCUGGCUCCCUGGCAACGGCCUGGCCAAAGCAAGUCAGCGACUUUAUCAAGAGAAAAGGCAGUUCAUCGUCCAAGAAUAUAGGGCUGACUGAAGAGAAUCUCCAAGAGUUUAAUAGCCGAAACGCAAUUCUUGAGACAAGGUACUCUACAUGCAGCCCUUAUUACAAGGGCGUAACAGAUUUUUCACUUGAUAUCAAUAGAGGAAAGCGGUCAGGAUCCAGUCCUGGAAGAGAAAGCCAUGCGGCUACUGUUGUCAGUUCUGCUUCCAAAUCAAGUUUUGUUGUCAAGGUGCAAAAAGGGAGUUCUUCUAGCUAUACUGGGAAAAACCGUGAAAAAUCAUCAUCAUCGAGUUCUUUCUGGAGUAAGAGCAAAGGACACACUCAUGCUGUGACUUCAGAUUCAACAUCCUCGAAAGAAACUGCUACGGGCAUGAUAAUGGCAAAGAUUAGAACAAAAAAAAAGACGAAUGAUUCAGAAUUGGAGCGGAAGAAAAUCAGUUUGACCGCCCAAAGGAAUGAAGAUACUACUGACUUAUCAAAUAAGAAGCCCUUGAAUGAGAGAGAACAAGAACUACCACCCACCAUUCUGUCGCCAACUUCACCGCCGAAAAUAUCAUCACUAACUAUACGAGACGUGCUUUUGCCACCAUCUCCAUCACUACAACUACUAACACCACUUGCACAAACACCACCUACGGCAGCAGCUCAAACUCCAGCAACUGAAGAUUACCCACCACAAAUAUCAUCACAAAUUACACAAGACCAGAUUUUUCCACUGUCUCCACCAAUACAACUACCACCAACGCUUGCACAAGCAUCACCUGCGGGAGCAGCUCAAACUCCAGCAACUGAAGAUAUCGUUUUAAAAAAUGAGGAAACGAAGAGAACAGGAAAUGAUAGAAAAUAUGUAUGGGCCGACAAAUAUAGGCCCUUUUAUUUAAAAGAUUUUCUAUGCAAUCGAAGAACAGCACUUUGGCUACAAGAUAUGGUUAAAACAGAAGAAUGCGGCCACUUCAUUUUUGAAGGACUGCCAGGAGUGGGAAAGAAAACUAUGAUUUGGGCUUUGCUUAGAGAAGCCUUUGGAGUGGACAACGUACAGGCAAGGGAGGAGUGCAAGGAAUUUUAUUUGAAGGGAGAAGGAGUGGGCAGUGUCCUGGUAAAUAUAAUGGUGUCACAACAACACAUUGAAGUCAAUCUCUCUGAACUAAAAGGUUACGAGAAGCACAUCCUUUUUGAACUUAUUAAAGAGAGAAGUACCAAGUUGUCCAACAAAGCUUUGCAGGGAGAUCACGGGGACUGCAGAGCAAUCAUUCUAUAUGAGGCAGACAAGAUAUCUACUGAUACCCUGACAUAUAUCAAGUGGAUAUUAGAGAGGUUUAAGGGGAGUAACAAAGUAUUCUUUUGCUGCAGUGAUCUCUCAAGGCUGGAGCCUGUAAAGUCACUCUGCACUGUUGUUCAACUCCUCCCACCUUCUAUUGAAGAGAUUGUAGAAGUUUUGGAAUUAAUUGCAACACAAGAAGGAAUACAUUUACCUAACCAGUUGGCGGUUAAGUUUGCUAACAACUCCAACAAUAACCUGAGACAAGCCAUCCGCUCAUUUGAAGCUACCUGGCACUUCAAUUCAUGCUUGACUGAAGAUCAAGCUAUCAAGAAUGGGUGGGAAGAUAAAAUUGCAAAUCUUGCUAUAAAGAUAAUGCAAGAGCAAACCCCAAAGCUGCUAUAUAAUAUCCGAGGAGAACUACAAAAUCUAAUAGAGUAUGCUGUAGCUCCUGAGUUCAUAUUCAAAACCCUUGUGAAGAAAUAUCUUGAUGAGUACUUGCAGCCGCUAUUUGACAAUUUUUGUAAUAAAUACAAUAGAAAUCAUGAAGCUAAGAAGCUCAUGGCGACUGCAUGCGCAUGGGAUCAACGAGCAGAACUUAUUAAAAUACAAACUGAUUCUCGAAAGAAUGUGGAACAAUUUAUGAGGAUUGAAGAGUUCAUAGCGAAAUUCAUGAGUUGGUACAAGAGUUUGGUUGUAAAGAACAAGGAGUUUUGUCCAGGUGCACUCUAA